AUGAAGCGGGGAUCGCUUGUGUUGUGUCUCCUCGGGCUCCUGGUGUGCGCGCUGGCCACCGGGGCCGUGGCCGACGACCAAACGGCCGGUGACGAAGACGACCUGGUGGUGGAGGCCACCGGAACCAACGGACCCGUACUCGACUUCCUCUCGUUCAACUCGACCGACAUCGACGACCAGCGCCUCAAGCGAGCCUACUCCCUGUCGGUCAACCCCGCCAGCGGAGAACCCGGAGCCUCAUUCACCGCCACCUACACCGCCGAUAGCGUGAGGAGCACGUGGAUCGGCGUGUUCGCGAGCGGCCGCACCUCGACCAGUCUCUACAAGUACGUGCGAUCCAACAGCGGCUCGGUCACCUUCAACACCUGGGGUCUCGGCGAGGGCACCUACAAGGUGUACCUCGUCAUUUCGACCGGCGCCAUCCGCGCCAGCGCCACCUACACCGUCACCACCAGCGGCGGCGGCGGCGGCGGAUCCACCCCCGUACCGUCGCCUGCGGCGUCGCCAGACGCCUCGCCUGAGCCCUCUUCCGGCGCGUCGCCGGUCCCGUCGCCCAGCCGCUCGCCGGCGCCGUCGGCCAGCGCCUCGCCUAAGGCCUCCCCGGUGCCUUCGUCGGGUGACGCCGCCACGUGGCUCAACGAGCACAACGCCAAGCGGGCUCAGUACGGCGUGCCUGCGCUGGCCUGGAGCACCAAUCUCGAGAGCUCAGCCCAGAGCUAUGCUAACACGCUGGCCGCCGGAUGCACUUUUUCGCACAGCGGCGGCGACUAUGGUGAAAAUCUGGCGAUGGGCCACUCGAGCAUUGCUGCGGUGCUCAAUGGGUGGGUCGACAGCGAGGCACAGUACUACGACCCGGUGACGAAGCGGUGCAGCGGCGGCACGUGCGGACACUUCACGCAGGUCCUGUGGCGCAUGACGGCCUACGUCGGUUGCGGCAUCGGGCGGUGCUCGUCGGGCCGGCCGAUCUACGUGUGCCAGUACCUGCGCCCGGGCAACUGCAACGGCUACGAUUACCAGACCACGUCGUCGCCCUGUGGACCCCUCGGCCCGUAA
Acanthamoeba castellanii str. Neff is the source of this 1053-nucleotide messenger RNA. RefSeq names its product SCPlike extracellular subfamily protein. Bases 1 to 1053 code for a protein of 350 amino acids. NCBI's taxonomy places the organism in Eukaryota, Discosea, Longamoebia, Acanthamoebidae. The transcript has 4 exons. The record is from RefSeq and is a predicted model, not a curated record. Gene Ontology annotation, cellular component: extracellular region.